UCGACCCAUGAACGUGAUCUAGCUUUAGGUAGUUAAGCUUUCUUUUUCUUUCACACAUAUAAAUUUUUCUUCAACCCUAAAACUUUAUUCUUCCAAAAAUUUAAUCUCAUAUAUAAUCUCAUUUACAACUAAAUCUUUCGGUUUUACUGUAGAACGGAGAGAGUAAUAAUUUUGAUUAUAACUAUCCUUUGUUAUUUCGAGGAUUUGUUUUAUGAAAGGAAAAUUGUGAUUUUCUUUUUACAACUUUUUUUUUUUUUUUUCUAUUUAUACAUAUCUAGAAUUUAAGAUUUUUUAAACUUUACCAAAGUUUGAUCGAUUAUUCAUAUUUUUUUGUAUUAAAAUCAAAUCGUUAAUCUGGUAUUGAAAAAAAAAUGACGUCGGAAAAAGUAAGCUCGGAUCUCUCGAUGAUUUUGCCAAGGGUUCUCAUUGUUUCUCGCCGUACUGUGCGUAAGAACAAGUUCGUCGAUUUUGUAGGGGAAUACCAUUUAGACCUUAUAGUAAGCUAUGGUGCAGUACCAGUGAUUGUCCCAAGAGUUAGUGGUGUUUCAACGUUGCUCGAAAGCUUUGAGCCAAUUCAUGGAGUACUCCUUUGUGAAGGUGAAGAUAUAGACCCUUCUCACUAUGAUUCUGAAAUGUCAAACUUCACCGCUGAGGAACUCGAAGAGAUAAGGCGAGCACAUGCUAGUGAUACAGCUAUUGAUCAAGAGAAAGACUCAAUCGAGCUAGCCCUUGCAAAGCUUUGCCUUGAAAGGAACAUACCUUACUUGGGAAUAUGCAGGGGAUCACAAGUCCUAAACGUCGCUUGUGGUGGUACUCUUUACCAAGAUGUUGUGAAAGAACUUUCUAGGGAACGCCCUGAGUGCCAAAGAGUAUCCCAUAUUAACUAUGACGAUUAUGAUGGGCAUAGGCACGCGGUGGAGGUGGUGGAGGAUACACCAAUACAUCAUUGGUUUAAGGAGUCCUUGGCAGAGAAUAAUAUGGAGAUUUUGGUUAAUAGCUAUCAUCAUCAAGGUGUUAAAAAGCUGGCGCAGAGAUUUGUUCCUAUGGCUUUCGCGCCUGAUGGAUUGAUUGAAGGGUUCUAUGAUCCUGAUGCUUAUAAUCCAGAAGAGGGCAAGUUUAUUAUGGGGCUGCAAUUCCAUCCAGAGCGAAUGCGACACCCUUCCUCUGAUGAGUUUGAUUACCCUGGUUGCCCUUUCGCUUAUAAGGAAUUUGUGAAGGCUGUGAUAGCUUAUCAGAAGAAGCUAAGCAGUCAAGCAAGCGUGCCAAAGGGUCCAAAGCUUAAUAAAGAGCAGGAAACCAAGAGAAGAAUGAUUGUCAAAAGCUUCUCAAUUGCAAAGGACAUGUAUAUAUCAGGACGGAACUCUGCUGUUGCUGUCAAGGAAUCAGAACUUGAACCAGGCGCAGUAUUCCUUGAGGAAAAUACAGCUUACAGUGUAUUGAGUUUACAACAAGAACAUAGGCUAAGGCAGAUGGGUGCAACUGUGAGGAACGGACAUGGUUAUAAGAAGCUGAAGUUGAAGGAAGAGCGGGAGAAAGUGGCAAGGUCAAUCAUAGGGAAGAUGUCAAUCGAACAGCUAUCUGAUAUGAUGUCGUUUUACUACAUGAUGGGGCAGAUUUGUUCCGAGGUUUUAGAGACCAAGCUUCAACACCUGGAAUUGCUUCAUGUGAAUGAUAAGUCUUAGCAGAGGACAUGUUUUUUUUUUUUUUUUUUUUCCAACUAUUAUUGAAAUAAAAAGGGUAAUAGUUGAGCUCCUUUGUUGCUAUUACUUGCAUAGCCUCCAUUAAUGAUAAACUGAUUUUUGAGAUGGAUAUAUUUGUUCAUCUCAUUCAAGGGGUGAUAUAAAAAGUAGGAGGAUGAAUAGAGGGCAACUUUUUAUCUAAUUCUAAUUGUUUUCUUCUGCAUUAUGUCUCAAAAAUUACAAUUUCUAAUGACAAGUUAAAAGUAGGAAAAUUUUCAUUUUGGUGUCCUGGUCUAUAGCUAUUAUGAUUUAAUUUUAGUCAUCGGUCUAAUAUAAGGCAUACCUGAUGUGAAUUGGUGUGUUUGCUUUGGAUGUUUCGGUGUGAGCUGCCUUGCUUUGAACACAGGUUUAUAUUAUUUUCCUUCCAUAAUGUUGGUUGUGCCUGUUCGGACAAGAAAUUUAAUACCAGUACAAACAUUAGGAUAUUAAAUUUGUAAAUACAAAUUCACAGGGCACCAAAAUGAAAAUGUAAAAAGAAAUGAAACUCGAGAUAAAUGGUGAGUAAUAUUGUCUUUUUUUUUUUUUUUUUUUUUUGGUCCUUUUUAAGGUGCAGCCGUAGGUAGUACAUACAUUUAAGUUGAAUAUGAAUGAUGUAUUAAGUAUUCAGUCGCUUGAAUAUGUUGAUCAUAGGGGUUUGGGCGACUGGCUAAUUAACAUCCAAUCCAUAGCUCUUGUCAAAUAAAAACUUUGCAUUUUACCCUUCAUGAACUGUGCUUAGAAUGUUUUAUUGAUUUGGUAGUGUAAUUAAAAGAUAAUUAUCUGGUGGUUGUCCUGU
Molecule: messenger RNA, 2514 nt
Organism: Chenopodium quinoa (quinoa)
Lineage: Eukaryota; Viridiplantae; Streptophyta; Magnoliopsida; Caryophyllales; Amaranthaceae
Product: protein NtpR-like
Exons: 4
Coding region: 372-1682 (436 amino acids)
Cellular component (GO): cytosol
Molecular function (GO): hydrolase activity, acting on carbon-nitrogen (but not peptide) bonds, in linear amides
Source: RefSeq, a predicted model, not a curated record